This is a messenger RNA of Sugiyamaella lignohabitans, 1308 nucleotides long. RefSeq names its product pseudouridine synthase PUS1 (gene PUS1). Gene Ontology annotation, biological process: mRNA pseudouridine synthesis; tRNA pseudouridine synthesis. Gene Ontology annotation, cellular component: nucleus. NCBI's taxonomy places the organism in Eukaryota, Fungi, Ascomycota, Dipodascomycetes, Dipodascales, Trichomonascaceae. Gene Ontology annotation, molecular function: RNA binding; pseudouridine synthase activity. The transcript has a single exon. The record is from RefSeq and is a predicted model, not a curated record. Bases 1 to 1308 code for a protein of 435 amino acids.
AUGCAACUCAACCCUCCUCAUAAGACAAUCGAAGGAGAAUUAUUUGAUGCCUUUGUCAAGGCUGGUGCAGUUUCUAAAGAUAAUGCUGAUGAUCCCAAGAAGUCGUCUUUAAUCCGUGCUGCCCGUACUGAUAAGGGUGUUCAUGCUGGCGGUAACGUUGUUUCCCUGAAAUUGAUUGUCGAAGACUCGGAUAUUGUUGAGAAGAUUAACAGUCAUUUGCCAGAUCAAAUAAGAAUGUGGGGAUACAGUCGUACUAACAAGGCUUUUGAAUGUCGUAAAAUGUGCACUUCCCGUGUUUAUGAGUACAUGAUUCCUAGUUAUGUUUUCCUACCCCCUAAGCCUACCAGUCAUUUGGCUGAAAUGCUAAGAUCCGCCAAGCAAGAGGUGCGAAGUAUCGCUGAAGAAGAGAGCCCGUCAUUGAAAGAAGAGGGUGAGAAAUUCUGGGAAUCGGUAUCCAACCAAUUGACCGAGGCAGGAAUCUCCACAGAGAGUAUUAACAAGUCUUACGAAUUAGAACAGGAGCAGCUGUUGUCUGGAGGACUUGACAGUGCAGGAAAGCAAAAGGAAGUAAAGGAAGAAGACGCGACCACUAACGGUAGUGAAACUUAUAACAAUGUUCUGAAGCGAAUUAAAGAGGUUGAAAAUAGAAGUAGAAGGGCCUACCGUAUCAGCAGUGAACGUCUUGAGCUUGCCAGAAAAGUAUUCAAAGUCUAUGAGGGUCAUCACAAUUUUCAUAACUUCACUAUUGGAAAGGCAUUCAAGGAUCCCAGUUCGCAGAGAUAUAUGAAGACAUUGGACAUCUCUGAUCCAAAAAUCAUCAAUGGAACCGAAUGGCUGUCUAUUAAGAUACACGGUCAAUCGUUUAUGCUUCAUCAAAUUCGUAAAAUGGUAGCCAUGGCGGUUUUGAUUGUUCGUACUGGAUGCCCUAUCAGUCGUAUCAGUGAAGCAUUUGAACAAAACAAAAUUAAUAUUCCCAAGGCUCCUAGUCUUGGACUGCUCCUCGAGCAUCCUGUUUAUGACAGUUACAAUCAACGUCUGGGAAACUUUGGCUAUGAACCUAUUUCCUUUGAUAAGUAUGCUGAGGAAAUUGAUGCAUUCAAAAUGAAAUACAUUUACGAUAAAAUCUAUUCAGAAGAAGCUAAAGAGAAUGUCUUCACUGGAUUCUUUAACUUUAUCGACUGUUUCCGCGGCGAGCCCAUUUUCGAGUACUUAACUGUCAAGGGAAUUACUGCCAAGGCUUCUGAAGCAAAGGAUAUCAAGAUUGGCAAUGAUGACGAGGAUGAACUUGAAGGCGAUAUUGAAGGGUAA